Messenger RNA from Aplysia californica (California sea hare), 597 nucleotides. RefSeq lists its product as uncharacterized. The transcript is spliced from 4 exons. The coding region runs from base 40 to 477 and encodes 145 amino acids. The record is from RefSeq and is a predicted model, not a curated record. NCBI's taxonomy places the organism in Eukaryota, Metazoa, Mollusca, Gastropoda, Aplysiida, Aplysiidae. Gene Ontology annotation, molecular function: calcium ion binding.
ACCUGUUGUUCGCUGCGUGUAUUACCGACCGGACUGAAAAUGGAGUUCGGGAGAUUUCUUAUCACUGCAAGUUUCCUGGGAGCCUUCAUGUUGGUGGUGUCAGCAGAGACGGUGAAGCCACCUGCACAUCACCGAGAUGGUAUCUUUUCUCUGGGAGACAAAAACAACGACUCCAUCCUGUCAUUGCCAGAGUGCACUCAAGUCUGGAGUACUUUUGACGUGGACUCGGAUGACAUGAUCAGCAAAAUUGAGUUUCUGUUCAGAUGGAGGUUCUCAAAUCUCAACGACGCCAAGCAUGCUCCACUGUUCUUCCGUCUCAUCGAUGUCGAUUUCGACGGCUCUAUCAGCAAAUCCGAGAUAGAGAAACUCUGCAAAUUCUUCGACGAUGACGAAGACGGAAGGAUCAGUAUGUUCGAGUACGACCUCACUUGGGAGGGACUAUUCAACUUCAUCAGAACAGACAGUGACUUAUUAUAAACCUGGUCUUCCCGAUAUCAGAGAAAGAAAGUCCCUGGCCAGUCGGCAGAUCUUGGGUGUCUGAUCACCUCCUUAAAAAGAGUGAAAUUUACUUGAAAUAAAGUACGGUUUGUCUUCAUU